AACGAAGAAAAACCUCAUCGUCAUCGUUCGCCGGAGAAAUCUCCACACAGUUUAGCAGUUCCAUCCGUCCAUGGCGGCCUCCUUGCUCUCUCCUCUGACUGCACCAAACCCUAAACCGGUAGCUCCAACUACUGGGCUUCCCAAAUCCUCCUUCCUCUCCAACACCAAUGUUUUCUUCUUCAAGCCCCGUCUGAGUAAGAAUGGAGUUCAGAGAAGCUUCAGUCCCUUUGCUGGGUCGCUUGACCACAUUCCCAAGCAGUUUAGGGAAGAAAACCUCAAAGACGGAAGUGGGUCAAUCUAACUCUUUCUCUGUUUUUCUCUUCGUGAUUUCUCGUGAAUUCGAUUUGGUUAUUGGCCUGAAUCCAAUUUAAUUUAUGCAAGUUCUUUCCUUUAUGUUAUUGGUAUUUGGUGUUAGGAAUUUCUUUGUGUUAUGCUUCUUCCUCUGGGAAAAUAUUGACAGUAGGGAAGACCUUGU
Messenger RNA from Rubroshorea leprosula, 475 nucleotides. The record is from the annotation of a GenBank genome assembly. Lineage: Eukaryota; Viridiplantae; Streptophyta; Magnoliopsida; Malvales; Dipterocarpaceae.